Molecule: messenger RNA, 3171 nt
Organism: Sporothrix brasiliensis 5110
Lineage: Eukaryota; Fungi; Ascomycota; Sordariomycetes; Ophiostomatales; Ophiostomataceae
Product: monovalent cation:H+ antiporter, CPA1 family
Exons: 2
Coding region: 1-3171 (1056 amino acids)
Biological process (GO): regulation of membrane potential; sodium ion export across plasma membrane; intracellular potassium ion homeostasis
Cellular component (GO): plasma membrane
Molecular function (GO): sodium:proton antiporter activity
Source: RefSeq, a predicted model, not a curated record
AUGGCGUGGGCCCACCUGUCUGUCACCAAACCCCAUCUGGUAUACAUCAUCCUCGGCGGCUUCACCUCCCUGUUCAUGCUUUGCUCGUCCAUCAUCAAGGAACGCAUCUACAUCGGCGAGGCCACUGUUGCCACUCUCUGUGGCCUCAUCUUCGGCCCUCAUGCUGCCGACUUGAUCGACCCAGCAUCUUGGGGAAAUGUCGACAUCGUUACCAUCGAGUUCUCUCGCAUUGUCCUCGUCGUCCAGUGUUUUGCUGUUGGCGUCGAACUGCCAAAGUUCUACAUGGAACGCCACUGGAAGUCCGUCAUAUUCCUCCUCGUACCUGUGAUGACCUUCGGCUGGCUUGUAACGUCUUUAUUUGUUUGGUGGAUGGUACCGCCCCUUGACUGGCUCGACAGCCUCGUCAUCGCCGCCUGUGUCACCGCCACCGACCCCGUCUUAGCGUCGUCUGUUGUCGGCAAGGGCAAGUUCGCCAAGCGGGUGCCAAAGCAUUUGCGUGAUCUGCUCUCUGCCGAAUCUGGAUGCAAUGAUGGCAUGGCCUUUCCCUUCAUCUACCUCUCGCUUUAUCUCAUCCAGGACAAACGCGACGCCGGAGAGGUUUCCUUCCACUGGAUCGUGUACACAAUUCUCUACGAAUGUAUUUUCGGUGCCAUCUAUGGAUUCCUGAUCGGUUACAUUGCCCGCCACGGCAUCAAGUUUGCCGAGCGCCAUGACCUCAUCGACCGCGAGAGCUUUCUCGUGUUCUAUUUUGUCCUGGCUCUUUUCUGCGCUGGUUCUGGAAGUAUCCUCGGUGUUGAUGAUUUGCUGGUUGGCUUCUCGUGCGGCGUGGGCUUCUCGAACGACGGAUGGUUCGGCCAUAAAACAGAAGAAUCGCACGUAUCAAACGUCAUCGAUUUGUUGCUCAAUCUGACAUAUUUCGUGUACCUCGGAACUAUCAUUCCCUGGGAGAUGUUCAACGACACGUCGAUUGGCUUGUCCGCCUGGCGCCUCACCAUCAUAGCUAUUUUUGUCAUUCUUUUCCGCCGUAUCCCUAUCAUGCUUGCAUUGAAGCCUUUGAUACCGGACAUCAAAACAUGGCGCGAGGCCCUCUUUGCUGGUCACUUCGGCCCUAUUGGUGUUGGUGCCAUCUUUGUCGCCAUAAUGGCUCGGGCCGAGCUCGAGAGUGACUCGCCUGUACCCCUGUCCCAACUCCCACCGCCCGACUCGCCCCAUUACACGCUUUUGACUCUCGUUUGGCCCAUCACGACAUUUUUAGUUGUCUCGUCUAUUAUCGUCCACGGGUCGUCCAUCGCCGUAUUCACUUUAGGAAAGCGGAUCAAUACCUUAACAAUCACAAUGUCCUACACCACGGCUCCAGAGGAAGGUCCGUCGUGGAUGAAUCGCCUGCCACGCAUAUCAUCUCAAUCACGUUCUCAGGCACGCACCAUGUCGGAUACGGACGUAGACGAGCUUAAAAUGCCAAGUGUCCCUCCAGGCACACUUUUGCCUGUUGGGAUACCUGGGCAAUUCCUGCGACGAAUUAAAGAUGAAGAAGGUACCAGCAAGCAAGGCAGCCGAGCAUCGUCGCGUGCAAGUCGCCGCCGGAGAAAGAAGUGGGACGACGGUAUCGGCCCCGGUGGGCCUAUCAGUCAGUCUGCGAUUUACCCUCAACGCCCAGCGAGCGAUGCCCUUGUAUCAAGUGCCCCGCUGCAAACCGAGACACUUGGACCUGAUGAGCCGGAAGAACAGCCUUCGCAAGGCUCUGGACAAACUAUUGUCGCAGAAGAAGAGGGACGUCUGGAAGGCAGCGACGAGGAGAAGAGGGGCCGCCGGGAGCAAAGGGGGUCUUCUGAAGGACCUGACGGCUCUGUGUCGCCAACUUCUGCACCAAGGCUCAAUGUAUAUGACGAAGGCGAUAAUAUUAUUAUCGAGACGGAACAGGGAGAAGUCGUCGCUGUCGAACCUACACAUUCUCACAGUUUGCCUCUCGAAGGGACCGACGUGGAAAAGCUCAAGGAGAGUUUGACCCCAGAGGCAUUAAAAGCCGAGGCGGGAACCUCUGCCUGGUCAUACGAUGCUAUCAAGAAAAAGAUCGGCAACUGGAAAAACGACGAGAUCCAGAAAAGAAAAGAGAAACAAAAGGAUACGCGCAAACACGAACCUGCUCGAGCUUACCAAUUUGGCAAUACGGUACAGUCUUCUUGUUCCCUCCGCGUAGAAGGCCGAGGGGUGAUUAUUGUCGAAGACGAAGACGGGGAAGUUGUCAAGACGUACGAGCUACCGCCGCAAAGGGGGGACAAAGAUGGUGGAGGUAGUGAUAUGGUCUCACACAGCCUCAAAUACAUGGGCAUGGGAGGUUUGAUCCGACCUUCUGAAAAGGCAAAUGAGCAGGGGAAUGAAAAGACGAAGGGCUCGAACAAUGAUGUCGACCCAAUGACGCGAGUAUCUAGCAGGCCUGCAAUGCCAAGCUGGAUCAACUUCGGACGGACCGGUCCCGGUGAGCCAUCUACUCAAAGGCAGCGAAAAAAGAGCGUCGCCGAGGUGCAAGAAGAAGAAGACGAUCGCCAUAUCCGCUUCACUAUCGGCGGUGUCGGUCAGCGAAUGACAAAGGAGGGUUUUAUCAAGCAGAUGCAACAGUUGGACCAAAGCACGAGACGUGAAGUGGUCGACAAAUCAAGCGCUUCUCAUACCAUCAAAACGCUCGCCAAGCAAGAUAUCACACUUCCAGACAUUGUUGUGUCUCACCCCGACAAAAGCGCUAAGGCUGGGUCUGCUACGAGUGAUGGUCAACGACGCCGCCGUGGCAAAGAGGUUGGUGGCAACGAUGGUAGCGGCGAGGAUGACAGUUCUAGCCGGCGCUCAUCUGCAGCCCAGCUUGAGACAGCAACCAUCUCCCGGCUUGGUCGCGCUGUGGCUGGCCCGUCUGACAACACUGACGAUAUACCGGAGACGGCCGUGGAGAGACGUCGUCGCUUGGCUGUUUUGCAGAGUGUUAGCGAUGAUGACGACGAGGAUUCGGACGAGGGCAACGACGAAACAAAUGAAACUCCCGCAGAACGGCGUCGGAGAGAAGCAGCCCUGGGUAUGUCGAGCCACCAAGCUGAAGACAGUGAUGACGACGACACCCCAAGAGUGCCUCCUGCUCGGCGCGGCAUCCGUUUUGCAGACACCCCAGACAGGCGAAAGACUUAA